GGAGGGCGCGGACUCUACCUCGCUCAUUUGCUAGUAGCAGCGGUGAGAGGCGGGUGGCCGCUGCGCUGCAUUUGCCCUUCCCCCUUCUUGGCCGCCGAUCCCCGGGCUGGGUUCCCGUCUGUCGCCUCUACGGAGCCCGUGAAUCUUCUGCGAUCUCAUUACACGGCCUGUAGCUUUCCACCUUUGUGGCCUAAAGGUCGGGGCCCGCUUCGGCGUCUAUUCCCUGGCUUGAGGGGCCUCCCAGGCCAGAUCCGGUACCGACUCUCCUGAUCUGUUCGCCAGGUUUCUCUCCUCAGUCCCGCCGCCCCUCGGGGGCCUCUGCCCGCCAUGAGCUACGGGCGCCCCCCGCCUGAUGUGGAGGGCAUGACUUCCCUGAAGGUGGAUAACCUGACCUACCGCACGUCUCCAGACACGCUAAGACGCGUCUUCGAGAAGUACGGGCGGGUGGGGGACGUCUACAUCCCCCGGGACCGCUACACCAAGGAGAGCCGCGGCUUUGCGUUCGUCCGCUUCCACGACAAGCGCGAUGCCGAGGAUGCGAUGGACGCCAUGGACGGCGCAGUGCUGGACGGCCGAGAGCUCCGCGUCCAGAUGGCCCGUUACGGGAGGCCCCCGGACUCCCAUCACAGCCGCCGGGGGCCGCCGCCGCGCCGAUACGGAGGUGGCGGCUACGGACGCCGCAGCCGCAGCCCCAGAAGACGCCGCCGUAGCCGAUCCAGGAGCAGGAGCCGCUCUAGGUCCCGCAGUCGAUCCCGCUACAGUCGGUCCAAGUCCAGAUCCCGCACACGCUCCCGAUCUCGCUCGACCUCUAAGUCUAGGUCUGCCAGGAGAUCCAAAUCCAAGUCGUCAUCCGUCUCCAGAUCCCGAUCCAGGUCGAGGUCCAGAUCCAGGUCUAGAAGUCCCCCACCAGUCUCAAAGAGGGAAUCUAAAUCCAGAUCCAGGUCUAAGAGCCCCCCCAAAUCUCCCGAAGAGGAAGGAGCUGUAUCCUCUUAGGAAAAUGCUGCGGUCUCCUGUUUGCUAAAAGAAUAUUGGCCAGUAUUGCAGAUUUUAACUGAUUUGGCUGAUCCUCCAGGGACCAGUUUCUGUGGGCGUGUAUUGGAGCAGGUUUGUCUUUAAAAGUUAAAGAUACACUAUCCUUUUAUAAUGGAACAUCAUCAGUUCAGUGGUCAUUGCACUGACUGGAGGUAAAAAAAAAAAGUUCUUAUAGAAGUGGCAAAUGCAAUGCAAUAAAAUGGAAACUAGUUUUUCCUCAAAUGAACUUUAGAGGCUUCUAAGGAUAUACUGGGUGGGGAAAGGAUAGUGUGUCUUUAACCCCUCAAACUGUUUGGUCCUGUUUUUAAAAUGGAAAUGGGCCUAAGAUAGUUGUAAGGUUAAAUAAUUGUAUGUUAAAAUUAAUGAUACUGUCUCAGAUUGUAUUGAAUGCCAGUUGGAAGAUAAAAUUAAGUCUUUAAGUAUUACAAAAAUUAUUAGUUUCUAUAACUUCUUAUAUGGGCUGAAUUCAAGUUAAGUGUAUGAUUUACAGCCUGAUGCUUGCUCUUCACUAACUCAGUUUAAACUAAUGUGACUAUUAAAUGCUUCUUCGCUAUCAACUUUGAAUUUCAAAUUUGGCCUUUGAAUUAGAGGUAAUGUGGUGACAAAUGGGGGGAGGUGAAGCACUAUACAUAAUCCUUAAUAAAACUUAAUUAAAUUAGGCAAGGCCAGUUGAAUCACAACCAGAAGCAUACUUGAAGUCAUCCACAUAAUUGGGAAGGUGCAUGGUGGAAAUGUGGCUGAACUGUUCUCUCUUCAAACCUAGAUGCAUCAGAUAAAUGAGAAAUCUACAUAAAGGACGCCUCUGGGGGAAAAGAUCCUAUGAAUCUUCAGUCCAUUGGAGAGACCCCAGGCACAAGCAACCAGCUGUUGAAAAGGUUAUUUUGUAACAUUUUUGUCUAACUUUUUACUUGUUUAAGUUGAGCCUCAAAUGGCAGACUUUACAUUUUAUGUGCCAUUUUGUUGCUGUUAUUCAAAUUUCUUGUAAUUUAGUGAAGUGAACGACUACCGAUUUCAUUAUUGGCUUGGAUAUUUGAGGUAAAUUUUCAUUUUUGUUUAUAUAGUGCUGGCUUUUGUUUGACUUUAAAAAAAAAAACUGAUGGUAACUUAAUUUGUUGCCUCAAGUUUCAUGUUGCGGAAACAUGCAGCCAUUACAUGCCGAGUAGCUGACUGUCAAGGAAGUGUUCUCAAUUUGCCUUCAUUCCUUAAAUAAAAUUCUGCAAAACUUCUUCGGAUGUAAACUUCUUGUAAAUGCUAUUUGCUUUGAAUUUAAAUAGUAUCGUCUAUUCCAAAUUUGUAUAAAACUUUUCAGGUGACAGUUGAUUUUUGAAAGGAUUGUUUUAUCAGACUCAAUUCUAAUCUCUUCUCUUAUGUAUUUUUGUGCACUAGGCGCAGUUGUGUAGCAGUUGAGUAAUGCUGGUUAGCUGUUAAGGUGGCGUGUUGCAGUGCAGAGUGCUUGGCUGUUUCCUGUUUUCUCCUGAUUGCUCCUGUGUAACGAUGCCUUGUCGUGCAGAAACAAAUGGCUGUCCAGUUAAUUAAAAUGCCUGACAACUGCACUUCCAGUCACCCGGGCCUUGCAUAAAAAUAAUGGAGCAUACAGUGAGCACAUCUAGCUGAUGAUAUACACACCUUAUUUUUUCCAGAAUGGUAAAUCUUACCAUCUUCUUUUAUGAACUUGCAUAUAAGAAAUGUAAUGUUAAGAGCAAAUGUUUCAUUCCUUUGUAAGUACUGAUUGGUGUAUCUUUUGCUUAUGACAUUAUGUACUAUAACCACUGUCCCUGUAGUUACUAUUAAACAUUUUUCUUGGUGUUAACUUUUCUCAA
Molecule: messenger RNA, 2852 nt
Organism: Emys orbicularis (European pond turtle)
Lineage: Eukaryota; Metazoa; Chordata; Testudines; Emydidae
Gene: SRSF2
Product: serine and arginine rich splicing factor 2
Exons: 3
Coding region: 328-993 (221 amino acids)
Molecular function (GO): RNA binding
Source: RefSeq, a predicted model, not a curated record